AUAUCGGAGGCCGCAGUGAUUUGGUAGCCGCUGCAGUAGGAGGAAGGACCGCGGUUCUACCCCUUCUAUCUUUCAGUUUCACCUAGAAUUUCUUUGUGGCUCCAAUUGGAAGUGAUCAGUAAAUUAUACAUACGUCAAAGGUGUUCUAUGAUAACAGAAUCGUAGUAUAACCAACGGAAAGUGACAUCAAUCGCCAUUUUAACUGCACGUUUCUCUGACAGAACCGCUAGCACAACAAUGGCUCUGAAAAGAAUUCACAAGGAGUUGAAUGACUUGGCAAGGGACCCACCAGCCCAGUGUUCUGCAGGACCAGUAGGAGAUGACAUGUUUCACUGGCAAGCCACAAUAAUGGGACCUAAUGACAGCCCUUACCAGAGUGGAGUUUUCUUCUUGACCAUACACUUCCCCACAGACUACCCCUUCAAACCGCCAAAGGUUGCAUUUACCACACGAAUCUACCACCCAAAUAUCAACAGCAAUGGCAGCAUUUGUCUUGACAUUCUGCGAUCACAGUGGUCUCCAGCUCUCACCAUCUCCAAAGUCCUCCUGUCCAUCUGCUCUCUGCUCUGUGACCCAAAUCCGGAUGACCCCUUAGUACCUGAGAUCGCCCGUAUCUACAAGACGGACAGGGAAAAGUACAACAAAAUAGCUCGGGAAUGGACACAAAAGUAUGCAAUGUAGUGUUGGGGUAGAAUCAUGGCCAACCACCUCAACAAAGUAAGGUUUGGGGAGCUUCAGACGUAAAGAGAAAACAAACAAAAAACAUUCAAACAAAUGAAGUUUAAAACAAGAUCUUGUUGGUUUCCAGUGGAGUGCUUUCUUUGAGCCACGCCUCCCCUUCACCAGAGUACCUGUAAAAAUUCCCUCUGCCCCACCUUCCUACAUUUUCUCUCACUCUCUGUUUGACCCCCACCCCAUAUUCUCUUCCCCUCCUACCUCUCAAGGUUCCCUGCCCACCCGUUAGUGUACAUAUUGUCAACUUGCUAUGGUAAUUCCCAACUCCCAUCUCUUUCAACUCUUCCCUCCCAUAAGAUGUUUACCCAUUUCCUGACCUCUGUCUUCCAUUAAAUUUCAUCACCAUCCAAGCUAGGUUUUCGCUGCCCACUGGACUCCCCCUUUUUCUUACACAUGACUGAACCACCCACCCACAGACUUUCAUCACUAAGCAUUCCUAUAAGAAUACAUAGAAUUUUGAGGGAUUUUUUUCAUUUCCCAUUUUUUAAGAGGGUGGGGGACAAAAGAUGGAGGGAUUUUUACACUCUGCACUCUUUCUUGUUCAGCUGUCCUGAUAAUUCCCAUCUGCAUAGGUGACAAUUCAAGUAAGCAGUUUUUGCGACGGGCACUCUGUAUUUUACACAUUAAAUACAUUAAAGAGAUCCUUGUAAGCUAAAUGGAAUGGAUAAAAUCACAUGGCCUUUUGGGUCUUCUGUUGGAUUUCAGAAAAGGACUUAAAUUUACCCCCACAUCUCCUGCUUCUGAACCCACCUUUCCAACCCCACCUUGCCCAAAAUGACCCCUUUGUACACACAUGGACAUAAGUUCAAACACAAAUGUAACCCCAUGUCAACCUCCACUCCAACACUACCAUCAACUUUUCUUUAUUUACAAAGUUAAGAUUGUGGACCAGGUAUUUAAGCUUUUAAUUUUUCUUAGUUAAACCUGUGUUUUAAACACCCCCGCCCCUCCCCGACCAUCACCUAUAACUCCUUAGGUUGCAUUUUUGUUUGUUUGUUUGUUUUUCUUUUUUCUUUUGUUUUUCUUUUUUUUCCUAUUGUUAAAUUAGAGGCUAACAUCUUAAAUGGCUAUGGGACUGGCUUGGGCUCUGGGUGUGAGGAGAACCCACUCUUCUUGCACAAAACCUCUGUAUAUUGAAUUACCUGAAAGGCUCAUUGAGCUUUGUGUGUUGAUUAAACUGUGUAAUAAAAUCCAA
Messenger RNA from Cheilinus undulatus (humphead wrasse), 1930 nucleotides. RefSeq names its product ubiquitin-conjugating enzyme E2D 2 (UBC4/5 homolog, yeast) (gene ube2d2). Gene Ontology annotation, biological process: protein polyubiquitination; ubiquitin-dependent protein catabolic process. The record is from RefSeq and is a predicted model, not a curated record. The transcript is spliced from 7 exons. Gene Ontology annotation, cellular component: nucleus. Gene Ontology annotation, molecular function: ubiquitin conjugating enzyme activity. Lineage: Eukaryota; Metazoa; Chordata; Actinopteri; Labriformes; Labridae. Bases 238 to 681 code for a protein of 147 amino acids.